Molecule: messenger RNA, 6450 nt
Organism: Tetrahymena thermophila SB210
Lineage: Eukaryota; Ciliophora; Oligohymenophorea; Hymenostomatida; Tetrahymenidae
Product: transmembrane protein, putative
Exons: 16
Source: RefSeq, a predicted model, not a curated record
AUGAAAAUAAGUAAAACAUUUAUUUCUAUGCUAGAUUCUAUCAAUUAGUAUAACAAAUCCAUCAAUUUGAUUUUUUUGAAAUUUAUAUGUUUGUACAUUAUUUGGAUUAAUUAUGUUACUGGAGGAAGAGUUUCACCUUAUGGAUCCUAAUUUAUUGUACUUUCAAGUACUAACCCUAAUACAAUAGCAGAUUACUACUUUUCUAUGACAUUUGAUACUGCUUUGCCAUCCACUGGAUAUGUUGAAAUUCUAUUUCCUUAGAAUUAAUAUCAAAUAGGAUUGACUCCUGCAAAACCUGUUAUAUAUGCUCCUUAUCCUAAUGUCGCAUCAUUUUCAAAAGUUAACUUAUGGAGUGUUAUUAUAGGUCUUCCAAAUUGGCCAGCUAAUACACCUAUUCAAAUUAUGGUUUCAGGGGUUUACAACCCAAGUAAAGAAGGUGGUACAGGGCAGUUUUAAAUUUCUACCCUGGCAUCUUACGAUUUUGUAUCUAAUCCAAUUGUACCAGGAACUGUAUUAGAUCAAUCAAAACAUUUCACUGUUGUAGGGUUAUCCAAGCCUUCUACAAAUUUGAUUUCCGCCAGCGUAAAUUUCAAUUCCUCUUCUAGUCAGUAAGCAGGCUAGAUAAGUAUCUACAAUUUUUAUAUGGUGCCUAGUUCUGAUCUUCCUUAUAAUGUUGAUUUUCGUAUAACAUUUCCUUCGAUUUAUUCUUUGACAUAUGUUAUUCCUUCUUAGUGUGGCAGUGUUGCUAAUAGUGCUGGAUUAAUUCUUAAAGGAGGAUUUUAUUGCUAAGUGUUAUCUACAUCACCCAAUGUUCUCACAAUAAAAGGAAACGGAAGUCCAAUUAUAAAAGGUACUUAGGUAGCACUUGCAUUAUUCCAAGUUUAAAAUCCUUAAGUUUCUGCAAUUACAGAUUUGUUUAAAUUUGAAAUUUUAUUAGCAUCAACAAACUCUACACUUGAAGUUGCUUCAAACGUUUUAGGUCUCUAUAUUUAACCAGGAAUUAUCACAAAUAUAAACUUGCAACUUUACUACCCACUAUAUCAAAUGUUUACAGGAUUUACUAGAACAUUUGUCUUGCAAUUUAAACCUACAAAUCCUUUUAUUGCUGCACGUAUAGUCACCGAUUUUCAACUUAUAACAUCUUGCUAAAUAACAUCAGGAUUACUAGAUACAUCUUUAAACUCUAAUUCUAUCUGUACUCCAUAUGCCAACAUCAUGUUGCUAUCUAACUUUUAGUCGUAUGUAAGGAGUUAGUUUGGAAAUGAGUUUGUUCAAGUAUAAUUUGUUGCUCAAAUCAAAUCUUAUCCAGUCACUACAACAAAUAUUCUUUCAACAUAACCUGUAUCUAUAUCUACAUUCUUGGAUUAAAAUAUGCUUACUUUGGUAGAUUAAGAUAAUAGCACAGCCAGUACAUAAUUAGCAAUAACUUAGGCUCCUCCUACAACAGGUUUAUCUGUUGUUUUACCUGCUACUCCGAUAACAUUAAGCAACCUAUAAACUAGCACUCAAAGUGUAACAUUGACAGUGAGUAUAUAAAAAACAAACUUACCAUCUGGUGCUACUUCUUGUCCUGCUACAUUUUAUAUCGAAAUACCAGAAGAUUUCUCAGGAAUUCCAGCAUGUUAAUUUGGCGGUACUAAUUAUUAAUGUUCCUUAUAAGGAGGAUUAAUUAAAGUAGCAGUUACUGGUUAUACUCUCAACGUAGCUACAGUUUAAACAUUGACUAUUUCAAAUUUAGCUAAUCCUAGUAUACCUGAUAACUACAACAUCAGAGCUAAUAUUUACUUUAGUGAUACAACUGGUUUAUAAUACAUUUAUACCUUAAAUCAAGUCUUUGCAAUUAUUUCUCCUCCUUUAAGUAGCCCUGCUACAUAUACCUUAUCCACAUAGUAACUAUAAAGUUCAAUGCUAUUUUUUGUUUUUGCCUUUAAGAGCUCAUUACCAUCAGGUGUAAAGACUCUUGCAGAUCCCUUUACAUAAUUUUCUUAUAUAGAUAUUAUUGUCAGUGGAACUAGCAAUUCUUAUGGUCUAAGUUCUAUCCCUGAUCUUAGCAUUAUUGAUUGUAUUUCUCUUCCAUAAACAGGUACAGAUGCAUAGGGUCUUACUAAUGCUCCUGGUUAUUAGAUUUAAUGCUCAAUUUUUUAAAAUUUAUAUCCUGGAAGUAUUGUGAUAAGAGUAUAAAAUUAUGAUUAACUUUAAUCUAUCUAAACAUCAUAGAAUAGAAAAAUUAAAAUUGGUGUACCUGUAACUUAAGCAGCUAGUAGUGAUACUCCUCAAUAUAAAAUUUAAAUAUACAUAUCUACAAAUAAGAUAGUAAGAUUAUAUUAAAGCCUACCACUUACAAAUAUAACACCUGUACCUACAGGAAGUAGUCUACCUGCAGCAACAUCCAUCACAACUACACCAAAUCCUCCAGAUAUGUAAUAAUCUUAUUAAAGCUAAGUUCCACUUACUGGAUUUCCAGGAUAGGCUAUUGGAACUUACAAUGGUAUAUUCUUUUAACUAGCACCAGGUUAUGUGUUUGAUGUUACACAAUAAUAAAUCUCUGUAAGUGGAGUAUCAUACACUUAUUUGACAGAUUUCUUUUAUUUAUCAAGAAUGAAUUAUAUUUUGAUCAUUACAAAAUCAGCACUUCCAUCAGGAAAUGUCAAUAUUAUAAUAUAAAACAUUAUCUCACCAAAUUAUUCAUAUGCAACUAAUGUAAAUAAUCUUUAUGUGAGUACAAAUUCUUAAUACGUAGCUGUUUACAGUGUAGUAUUUAACACUUAAGUUUUAACGGAUUCUACUCUUGCUCUAUCAAUUGAUUAUGCAACUCCUUAAAUUCUGUGGGCAAAAUAUACUUUUAAAUUUACAGUCAAUAUGCCAAAUGUAAAUAUAUUAGAGUUUAGUUUUCCAGCUUCAUACUAAAUAGCUCUAAAUGAUGCAUACUUAUAAGUGAUUAAUUUAGUUAAUAUCCAAAAUCAAAGCGUGAAUAAGCAAAUAUUAGUUUCAACUCCUAGCGCUAAUUUAGUUUAGAUUAGUUAGUUUACUGUCAUAGACCCUAAUUAAAAAGUAUCUAUCACAUUGACAGCCAUAGCAAAUCCAGCAGCAGGCACUUAUUAAAUAACUGUUACUCAAAGAUAUGCCAAUGGUGCAGGAUUAUUAUAUGCUAUAAGAUAAACAAAAGUAAAUGCUGUUAUAUCUGGAGCAGCCUUUACUCCAGAAGUGAUAAAUUUUCUUCCUAAUUCAAUAAACGCUCUUCCUAAUAAUAUUGGAAAUUCUGGAAUAUAUAUAUUUCAGUUCCAAACAACUCUUUUAAUACCUAAGGGUUCAGUCAUUACAAUAACAUUUCCUAGUGAUUAUACUUUAUUGUAUCAAAAGUAGCAAUCUUUCAUUCAAUGCUCUGAGAGAAACAGUAUAAUUUACAUGUCAAACUGUGCUAUUGUAACAGGUGCUAACUAAAUUUAGAUGACAACCUAUGCAGACUCAAAUCCUGCAUUAAAUGUCAUAUUAGAAUACUAUGGUCUAGCUUUAAAUCCAUCAUCACUGUCAUCGAACUUUAACUUACAAAUUAACUAUAAAAGUACACUAGUAUUUAGCACUGGAACAUCAGUUAGUCCUACAAUAUCAACUAAGGCUCUUCCUUUAGCUUCUAGUUCUUUAAACUACUACCCACAAAAUGAAGGAGAAAGAGCUUAUUACGAAUUUACAAUUUAAUUUAGUACAGUAACAGCAAUUUCUUCUACUUAAUCAAUCUUAGUUUACUUUCCUUUAAACUAUGAUAACAACCUAGGCCCAUAUAAACUCAUAAUUACUUCAGAAUAGCUUUAAGGUGCUCUUAAGUACAAAUAAUAUAGAAGAUAGUUAGUAAUUUACGGAUUUUACAGUAUGACAAUAACAUAGCCUAUUACAAUUAAAAUUUUUGGUAUAGUAAAUCCAAAUAGGACGACUAAUUAAGUUUAUGUGAGUGAAUUGUUUGGCAUAGGUUUACUAGAUGUAAGUCUACCUAAAGCUUUGCAUGGAUAUAACUUAAUUGAAGCAGCUUAUUAAACUAUACCAAACAUAUCUCCUUAGCUUACCCCUGGAGGAAUUAAUUUUGUUUCAAUUGCAUCAACAAACCAGUAUGCGAGAUAAACAGGAAAUUUUACAUUUGUCAUUGAUCCACUCUAAAAAGUGCUUUCUUCAUAAAAUGGAGGAUAAAUAUAUUUUGAUUUUCCUUAAGAUUUCAUUGUCGAUUCAUAUGGAGGAACAUGUAGCAUAAAUUAAAGCUUUUCAUUUUUUUCUAAUUGCUAUAUGAAUGAUGAAAAUUUGAGAUUCUACUACCAAACGAUCAAUCCACAAUGGGAUUCUUCUGUCAAUGGAUACAUUUCAGCAACAAUAAGUCUUAUAAGGACUCCUGAUUCUAGUGGUCCAACAAAUAAUUUCAUAGCUUAUAAUUAUGAUAGUAUUAAUUAAGUAGUUUUAGGAAGAUCAUAUCCAAAUUUAUUUAUUGCUUCCCUUUCAUUUUCUUAUUAAGGUAAGCUUAUUACUGUGAACAAUGAUCAACCAUAUAAUUUAGAAGUUGGUUCUUUCUCUGACACUAUCACUAUAGCAUUUAAUGUUAAUAUAGUGAAUUACUCUGCAGAAACAACUAUAACUCUUACACCUAAUGUUUUAGACCCAUCAAUAAUUAUCUAACCUUUCCCUGUAGUUCUUCAGUACAAAUCUACUAGUGUAACAUUUAAGAUAGCAGCACCAAGAUCAAUUUUGCUAAAGACAUUUUAUAUAACAUGGUCUAAAACUGGUGAUACCUUCCCUCCCACUUAUGCUGACCUGAGGAGGACACAAAUAAAUAUGGUCUCAGGUACUCUAUUAAGAAGUGUAAGAAUUGAAAAUAUUCCUUAUAUUCCUUAAGAUGGUGAAAGUUAUCCAUUAUAUCUACGUGUACCAAAUCCACCUUAUACAGGGUUGACUGUUCAAAUUUGUUUUGACAAUCUUUUCUCAGGCAAGCAAGAUUUUCAAAAUUUUGAAGCUUCAGUGAAUACAACAAAUGUUAAUUUCAAUAUCCAAACAAAUACCAUGGCCUAUACUGUCUUUUUUAGAAAAAAUUUGACUGUAAGCAGUGUACCUAUCUAUUAUUAACUUUCAGGAGUUGAUAUGGCAUCCUACUAAUUAUUCAUUUAUGAUGUAGAUAAUGAUCAAAUUAGUGCUGAUAUACCAUAUGACCCUCUUGUUGGUUAAACAAUUAAUAAAAUUGCUGCAAAUUAUGUUGCUCCUAAUUUUAUAAAUGUUAAUAUACAAUAACAAACUGUAGGAGGAGUAUUGUAGCCUAUGAUAACUAGAACUUCUGUAACUCUUUCUAUAUAGGCAGAUUAAAAAGGCUUCUUAUUUUAUGUUGUUGCUAAUAAAAGAAUUCCUACUCCUACAUUUAUAUCUACAUCGCAACCUAGUAGCAACUACACUUUAUCAUUUAGUAAUCCUAUUUAUGGAGUUAAUUAUAUCAGAAAGACAAACCUUCAAACAUAAUUUACAAUAACUAACUUGAAUGCUGGCAUAGAUUAUGAAAUCUACAUAUAUAUAAUGAAUAUGAAUUUGGUAAACAAUGCAAAUUAUUACAAACUUGCUUUCAGCACAUUAUAACCUUAAAACAUAGCUGCUUUUACAAUGAAAAUAACUCAGAGCAGUAUCUUAAGUGAUGUUAAAUAGGAGUAUAUCACAAAGAUGGCAAGUCUUGUAUCAAUUAGUCCUUCGAGAAUAAUUGAAAGGUAAACUAAGUGUCUCAGCAUUAAUUUGGAUGGAUCAAAUUCAGCAAAUGUGAUGUAUUGGAAUCUCCUAUUGCUCCCUGAUCCUACAAACGAAGAUUACUUAACAACUCCUAUUAAUAUUGUUGCCUAAUUGAAUAACAGAAUUUAAGCAAUUUAGCAAUUUAUUCCUCGUCUUGACGUAAAUACACCCUUUAUAAUGUCAAACUUGUCCUUGAAUAUCCCUUAAUUCUAAAUUGCUCCAUACAUGGCAAACAAAACAAUUAAUUCAGUAACAAUUAACGUUGGGUUUAGUUAUUGUGGUACACUCAUAGCUGUUGGUAUUCCUAGACUAAAUAGUGAAAAUAGUACUAUUACAAAUACAACUUCCCUUCUAAGUUAAGAGGCACCAGGAGUAAUAUACCCCACUUCUUAUGAAAUUUCACAAGGUCUAAAUAUGACUAAUUUACCUGUGAACUAAAACUUAUUUAUAUAAAGCUAUAUUAAUUAAAUCAACUCCCCAUUUAAUAUAACCUUUUCUAACCUUUCUGAUAGAACUGUGUAUGAUUUUUACUUAUCUACUAUAAAUGACUUCCCAUAGUUUAAUUACUUGUUAAACGAUAAUUCUGUUGUUAAACUCUCCAUCAAAACGCUAAAAAACAAAAUUCCUCUUAACAUUUAUACUAUAUAGAAAGGAUCAUAUUUAGAAAUAUGCUUAACCUUAUUAGUAUUUCUUAUAAUAUUUAUCUGA